Messenger RNA from Drosophila suzukii, 1496 nucleotides. NCBI's taxonomy places the organism in Eukaryota, Metazoa, Arthropoda, Insecta, Diptera, Drosophilidae. The record is from RefSeq and is a predicted model, not a curated record.
UUUAUGCAAGAGAUUUGGCUUCCGGAUCUAGGUUGAGACGAUAAACUUUCAACUGAGCUGUGCCAAAGGUGGAACAGUGUUCUCCAGAGCUAUUCGGUCCUAGACCAGGUCAGAAUUCCCAGGUGGGUUUCCUUCCGUCCAGAGCUCCGCGUAGAGCAUCACGGAUUCUGUGACGCCUCGCAAAAGACAUACGGGGCUGCGAUCUAUGUGCGCGUAGAGAUGGGCCAUAAGACGAUGAUGCACUUGCUCACGGCCAAGACGCGUGUGGCUCCAGUCAAAACGGUGUCCCUUCCUAGGCUGGAGUUAUGCGGGGCUCUUUUGUCCGAGAUGGCCAAAGCCAUCCUUCCUAAUAUGCCGAGGCUGAAAUCAAAACUCCAUUGUUGGACCGAUUCCACGAUUGUGCUAGCAUGGUUAGCCAAACCAGCGAGUCAUUGGACAACGUUCGUUUCCAACAGGGUAGUGACGAAGAUCACCGAGUCCACAGAGGCAGCCAAUUGGUCACAAGUUCAAUCCGAACACAAUCCAGCUGAUUUGGCUAGUCGAGGAGUUCCCCUUCAAGAGCUUGUGGAUAGCCCGCUUUGGUGGCAUGGACCCACUUGGCCACGCGUUCAAUGGCCUAGCCAGGGAACCGACCUGCCGGCGACCGAGAUCGAAAGGGGUGCCGUCAAAGCCCAUGUAGCGUUUAUGCCGACAGAGGAUUUCCUUGAUCGCAUUUCCAAAUUAGAUAGAGCAUUGCGGGUCCUCGCGUAUGUCCAUCGAUUUAUCCAGCGAUGUCGAAGACAAUCACCGCUUUCCGGGAUCCGUCUAGAGGCCAAAGACGUUGACGCCACGGAACGGCUCAUGACAAUUUGUACUCAGCUCAAGUAUUUUUCUGAAGAAUACCGCUGCUUGAGUCAGAAGCGCCUGAACCCCUUUCUAGACCAAAAAGGGCUAAUCUGGGCAUGCGGCCGCGUAACGGCCUCCGAGAGUUUGCGGUAUGAUGAACGACAUACUAUGUUCCUACCGUACGAAUGUGCACUCUCGCGGCUUUUGGUAAAAUUUACGCAUCUCAUUUCAUUACAUGGUGGUGAUCAGUUAGUGGUGCGUUUCACCCGGUCCAGAUACUGGUUUCCGAGAAUAAAGAACUUGGUGAAGGCAUUGGUUAACUCCUGCAAGGUCUGCGUUAUCCACAAAAAGAGAUUGCAAGUCCAGAUGAUGGGAAGCUUUCCGAAAGAGCGAGUGUCUUUUUCCCGUCCGUUCACGUACAAAUUAACGAGUGUGAGGGGAGGGGAACGCUCGAUGUGGGGUCCCUCGCCGCUGUCUCCAAUAAUUCGCCGGUUGGCCGCACUGCUCUUAUGUUGAGAUAGGGAGAUUGCUGUCUCCAAUAAUUCGUAGCCCGUCGGCCGUACUGCUCCUAUGCUGAGAUAGGGAGAUUAGGGUGGAAGGGAACUGUCCUUCGAUACCGCUGGCCUAGAGACUCAGUCGGUAUAUUGGUUAAUAAAAGAUUUUACGGCUAA